AUGUCAAAGGAUCAUAGACCCUGUUGCGUGAAAGAGAGGAGACAAAUCGAGUCUCUGGGUGGGUUAAUUGAUGAUGGUUAUCUGAACGGCUUACUAGGGAUCACUCGUGCAUUAGGUGAUUGGCACCUUGAACGCCUAGUUUUUACCAGCCAAAAUGCCAUAGAUUUUACAAGACGGAGACUCCAGGAGCACAAUGAUGUCAAGUUAUGCUGCAAAGAAAUAGUUGAAGAAGCAACAAAAAGAGGAGCAACAGACAAUCUGACUGUAGUUGUGGUGAGUUUUCACUCGGAGCCUCCUCGGCCUUGCGCCAGACAAAGGGGAAGAGUCAGGAGGAGUAUAUCUGCUGAGGGGCUUCAGAGUCUCAAAUGCCUCUUAGAAGGAUAG
This is a messenger RNA of Hibiscus syriacus, 384 nucleotides long. Its product is annotated as probable protein phosphatase 2C 27. The transcript is spliced from 2 exons. Lineage: Eukaryota; Viridiplantae; Streptophyta; Magnoliopsida; Malvales; Malvaceae. The record is from RefSeq and is a predicted model, not a curated record. Gene Ontology annotation, molecular function: protein serine/threonine phosphatase activity. Gene Ontology annotation, biological process: protein dephosphorylation. Bases 1 to 384 code for a protein of 127 amino acids.